UUAGACUGAAGUGAAAGCAGAGCCUGCUGGGAGUAAACAAGGAGGCCUAUCAUGCGCCCGGUAGUUUGAUUCACGGAGGUCUACCUGAGAGUCACCCUACCUGUCGCACGAGGACACCGGUAUGUACCCCAACUCACAGUCGGCCAGACACCCGGCUCAGACGCUGUCACUGAACAGUCAGUACUUCCCGCCUCCGUAUGACUACACCAGUUACCAUCACGUCCCGGGAGUCGGUGACCCGUCGACAAGCGCCUGGAACUCCGUCUACGCUCCCCGGGAGGAGUAUCCGUACAGCUUCCCGGGGUCAAGCCCCAGCGCCGGGCAGGUCAGCUUCUGCUCCCCGGAGCUGAGCGGCACGCCCACCGCCGCUGGAGGAGGGUCGUUCACGCCGUACAACUUCAUCACCGGACAGGACCCCUUCAGCUCCAGGAGGAAACCACAUGAGCCCAUCAAACCAUCCGCCACAGGAGCAAAGACUCGCACUAAGGACAAGUACAGGGUGGUGUACACUGACCAGCAACGCCUGGAGCUGGAGAAGGAGUUUCAGUACAACCGCUAUAUCACCAUGAGGAGGAAGACUGAGCUGUCGAUGGCACUGAGCCUUUCUGAGAGACAGGUGAAGAUCUGGUUUCAGAACAGACGUGCCAAAGAGAGGAAGAUAAACCGGAAGAAGCUGCAGCAUUCUCAGCAGGCCUCCACAACUACACCCACCCCGCCUGCGCUGUGCGGACCCACUGACACCCACAUCACCACCAGCCCCAUCAGCAACAUUUUGUCCGACACAGUAUCAGAGGAGUACUAGGUGGAUUUCACAUGGAAGACUGACACAGCGUGAAAUAUGUACAUAGCGUGUUUUGUUUUUUUAAGUUUACCGCAGAAUGAAUGAUGAUGAUGAUUCACAUCAACAUGAUGUCAUAAUGCUGCACUUCCUGCUUUUCACAAUGACAAGCACUACAUAUCUGUUGCACUGAUCAUCCCUGGUGGGCGUUUGCCAAUUACAGGACUUUAAUGUGUUAAUAUGGAUCAUUUUCAGCACAAGGAUAUUGAUUGUAAGGACAAAGAUUCACUUGAUAACUUGUCACUUGUCAAAUUUCUUUAAGAAUUGUUGGUUAAAGCCACAAUGAAAAAGCAUUUCAGUCCUUCUCUCUUUAUCAGGAUGUUGAAAUUUGUCUUAAUCAUGGUUGAUAAAAGUGACAAUGCGUCUGUC
Molecule: messenger RNA, 1207 nt
Organism: Epinephelus lanceolatus (giant grouper)
Lineage: Eukaryota; Metazoa; Chordata; Actinopteri; Perciformes; Serranidae
Gene: cdx1a
Product: caudal type homeobox 1a
Biological process (GO): animal organ morphogenesis; embryo development; regulation of transcription by RNA polymerase II
Cellular component (GO): nucleus
Molecular function (GO): RNA polymerase II transcription regulatory region sequence-specific DNA binding; DNA-binding transcription factor activity, RNA polymerase II-specific
Source: RefSeq, a predicted model, not a curated record